Molecule: messenger RNA, 1107 nt
Organism: Gossypium arboreum
Lineage: Eukaryota; Viridiplantae; Streptophyta; Magnoliopsida; Malvales; Malvaceae
Product: GEM-like protein 5
Exons: 3
Coding region: 170-949 (259 amino acids)
Source: RefSeq, a predicted model, not a curated record
UCUAAUCUACAAUUUCACUUUUCUAGAGAAUACUUACUUGGAUGCAAAGGAAAUAAAACACACUUAAAUACCUAAAUUUCGUGAAUUCUCCACUCAACCCCCUAAGCAAAUCAUCCAUUUCAUAAAUAUUAAUCCACCAAAAUAAUUAUCCUAUCAGUUCAAAGACACCAUGUCAUCAACACCUCCUCAAGAAAACACUAAAGUAGAAGGAUCCCAGGAACCCAUAGUAGAAGCACCCCCAUCGGAAGAAGAUAUUAAGAAAUGGGGCACGCACGUCAUGGGAGCCCCUGCAGCUCCUAGUGCCCAUCCAGACAACCAGAAGGCGGCUUUAUGGAAUGCUAGUGAUCACCAACAAAUCUAUGAGCUGCCCUAUGUCGUUUAUUCCCCUGCAGAAAGACCAAGCCAUAAUCCUUUUGAACCUGUGAUUAACAUGUUCAAUACGUGGAGUAGGAAGACCGAGUCUAUAGCACGCAACAUCUGGCACAACCUUAAAACUGGACCGUCUGUAUCGGAAGCAGCAUGGGGUAAAUUAAACCUGACAGCCAAAGCUAUAACAGAGGGUGGAUUUGAGUCUCUGUUCAAGCAGAUUUUUGCAACUGAUCCGGAUGAAAGGUUAAAGAAGACAUUCGCCUGUUAUCUCUCCACAACAACAGGCCCUGUUGCGGGUACGCUCUAUUUAUCAACGGCUCGGGUAGCCUUCUGCAGUGAUCGGCCCUUAUCUUUCACUGCUCCUUCUGGUCAGGAGACUUGGAGCUACUACAAGGUGAUGAUACCUUUGGCGAAUGUGGGCAGUGUUAAUCCGGUGGUGAUGAAAGAGAAUCCAGUGGAGAGCUAUAUUCAGGUAGUUACGGUGGAUGGGCAUGACUUCUGGUUCAUGGGAUUUGUUAAUUUUGAGAAAGCAUCGUUUCAUCUUUUGAACAGUCUGCAAGAUACCAAGCCGCUACCCUGAAUCCAGCCUAGCCUAGGGGCAGACUAUAUGUGUGGAUGUUAUUUUUUAAAAUUCAGAUGUUGUUAUUAGUAGGAAUAUGAACACGUAGAUUGAGGGGUUUGACGAGUUGAUUUGAUUUUUUUUUGGUCUAAUAGAUAUCAAGAUUGAUGUUUCCAGAA